This is a messenger RNA of Racocetra persica, 579 nucleotides long. The record is from the annotation of a GenBank genome assembly. NCBI's taxonomy places the organism in Eukaryota, Fungi, Glomeromycota, Glomeromycetes, Diversisporales, Gigasporaceae.
GCAACCGAUAAAGAAAAAAGUUGGUGGUUUGAAGGAACUCAUCCGACUAUUAACGGUGAAAGACUUCCUUUGGUUCUUGCAAGAGAUAUACCAUUCAAGAAGUUUGCCAAGAAAUCUGAAAUUGCCAAGGCGGGAAGAUUUUGGGACUAUGAUAAGGGCAUUGUGAUGAUUAUUGAGUUGCCAUUUGGUGACCAUGAAGUUGCAAUAGGUGAAUUCAAUCGCCAAAUUUUUGAUCAACUUAGAAAUACAGCACCUCAGGAUAUCAUUAGGGUUGGGGAGCAAAAAGGGAACCCAUGGCUGACUAUUAUCCUCGAGGUUGCUUCCUUUGAAACGCUUGAACAUGUAAAGGACAAGAUCAACAACUUUUGGCUAGUCCCAAACCGUUGCGAGGAUGUGAUUGUUUUUAAAUUGGGCAAUUGGAGCAAUAAGCACCGUGAUCAGAAUGGACAACCAUUGCGUCGUUUAUGUGCUCCUCCUCUCCCUCCUCUUCAGGUUCUUUCUCAAACUUCUGCGCCGGGAGUUGCCAUCGAUUUAUAUGAGAUACAACAGGCAAUUUUUGAUGCUAUGGGUAAAAAUUAA